Chinchilla lanigera (long-tailed chinchilla) is the source of this 6346-nucleotide messenger RNA. It is a transcript of the gene Znrf3, whose product is annotated as zinc and ring finger 3. Gene Ontology annotation, biological process: ubiquitin-dependent protein catabolic process; Wnt receptor catabolic process; negative regulation of canonical Wnt signaling pathway. Lineage: Eukaryota; Metazoa; Chordata; Mammalia; Rodentia; Chinchillidae. Gene Ontology annotation, molecular function: frizzled binding; ubiquitin protein ligase activity. The coding region runs from base 296 to 2800 and encodes 834 amino acids. The record is from RefSeq and is a predicted model, not a curated record. The transcript is spliced from 11 exons.
UGCUACCUCCAGCUGAGACAACCAAAAUUGUCUGCAGACAUUGCCAAAGUCUCCUGAGGGCUAAGAUCUCCUCCAGGGUCUCACUAAGUUGCUAAGUUAUCCAACCUGGACUCAAAUAUGUGAUUCUCCUACCUGAGCUUCCCAAGAGUGCUAGGAUUACAGGUGUGCCAUAUGUGCUGUUCAUUUCUAUAAUCUACUCUCCCUGAGUUCCGGGACUCCAUUUUGGUUACUGUGGCGUCUCAAGCAUCAAUAACGUGGCCUGGCAUAAAAGAAGAGCUCCAUAAAUAUCUGCUAAAUGAUGCACCCGCUGGGCCUGUGUAAUAACAAUGAUGAGGAGGACUUGUAUGAAUAUGGCUGGGUAGGAGUGGUGAAGCUGGAACAGCCAGAAUUGGACCCAAAACCAUGCCUCACUGUCCUGGGCAAGGCCAAGCGAGCAGUGCAACGGGGAGCUACUGCAGUCAUCUUUGAUGUAUCUGAAAACCCAGAAGCCAUUGACCAGCUAAACCAAGGCUCAGAAGAUCCACUCAAGAGACCAGUGGUAUAUGUGAAGGGUGCAGAUGCCAUCAAGUUGAUGAACAUUGUCAACAAGCAGAAAGUGGCUCGAGCAAGGAUUCAGCACCGCCCUCCUCGACAACCCAUCGAGUACUUCGACAUGGGCAUGUUCCUGGCUUUCUUUGUGCUCGUCUCCUUAGCUUCCCUCAUCUUCCUUGUCAGAAUCAAGCUGAAUCAGCGACGUCAGAAUUCCAUGAACAGGCUGGCUGUGCAGGCUUUAGAGAAGAUGGAAACCAGAAAGUUCAACUCUAAGAGCAAAGGGCGCCGAGAGGGGAGCUGUGGGGCCCUGGAUACCCUCAGCAGCAGCUCUACAUCUGACUGUGCCAUCUGCCUGGAGAAGUACACCGAUGGAGAGGAGCUUCGAGUUAUCCCCUGUACUCACCGGUUCCACAGGAAAUGCGUGGAUCCAUGGCUGCUGCAGCACCACACUUGCCCCCACUGUCGGCACAACAUCAUAGAACAAAAGGGAAGCCCAGGUGCCGUGUGUGUGGAGACAAGCAACCUUGCGCGUGGUCGGCAGCAGAGGGUGACCUUGCCAGUACAUUAUCCUGGUCGUGUGCACAGGACCAACGCCAUCCCGGCCUACCCCACAAGGACAAGCAUGGACUCCCACGGGAACCCUGUUACGCUGCUAUCCAUGGACCAGCAUGGGGAGCAGAGCCUCUAUUCUCCACAGACCCCCACCUACAUUAGUGGCUACCCACCCCUACACCUGGACCACACCCUGGCUACUCACCGCUGCAGCCUGGAGCACCGAGCAUACUCGCCAGCCCACCCCUUCCGCAGGCCCAAGUUCAGCAGCCGCAGCUUCUCCAAGGCAGCUUGCUUCUCCCAGUAUGAGACCAUGUAUCAACACUACUACUUCCAGGGCCUCAGCUACCCGGAGCAGGAGAGCCAGCCCCCACCUAGCCUCCCGCCCAGGGGCCCGUCCCGUGCCUUCCCAUCCAGUGGGGGCAGCAGCCUUCUCUUCCCCACUGUGGUGCACAUGGCCCCACCCUCCCACCUGGAGAGUGGCAGCAUGUCCAGCUUCAGCUGUUACCAUGGCCACCGCUCCAUGUGCAGUGGCUACCUGGCCGACUGCCCGGGUAGUGACAGCAGCAGCAGCUCUGGCCAGUGCCACUGUUCCUCCAGCGACUCUGUGGUGGACUGCACUGAGGUCAGCAACCAGGGCGUGUAUGGGAGUUGCUCCACUUUCCGCAGCUCUCUCAGCAGUGACUAUGACCCCUUUAUCUACCGCAGCCGGAGCCCCUGUCACGCCAGUGAGGCAGGGGCCUCAGGCAGCUCCAACCGAGGGCCUGCCAUGUGCCUUGAGGGCUCCCUACCACCUGAGGAGCUCCUAGCAGCACAUAGUCAUGGUGCUGGCAAGGGAGAGCCAUGGCCAGGCCCUGCCUCUCCCUCAGGGGACCAGUUGUCCACCUGUAGCCUGGAGAUGAACUAUAGCAGUAACUCCUCCCUGGAGCACAGGGGGCCUACUAGCUCUACCUCAGACGUGGGGCUUGAGGCUUCUCCCAGGGCUGCCCUGAACCUCAGGAGGACCUGGAAGGGGGGUCGAGAUGGGCCGUCGUGUGUCUGCUGCUGUGAGCCUCAGUCCUUUGCACUGGGGCCUGGAGCAGGAGCAGCUGGCAAUGGCAGCACCUUGUUCCUGAGUGCCCCACUCCAUGAGAGCUGCAGCCACACUGGAGGGGAGCUACAGCCAGGAAGCCCCCAGGGCCGGUAUGGCCUUCACCCAGACCAUUUGCCCAGGAUAGAUGGGGUAAAAUAUGAGGGCCUGCCUUGCUGCUUCUAUGAAGAGAAACAAGUGGCCCAUGGUGGAGGAGGGGGCAGCGGCUGCUAUACUGAGGAUUACUCGGUGACCGUGCAGUACACACUUGCUGAGGAGCCCCCACCCAGCUGCUACCCAGGGGCCCAGGACCUUAGCCAGCGCAUCCCCAUCAUUCCGGAGGAUGUAGACUGUGACUUGGGCCUACCCCUAGACUGCCAAGGGACUCAUAGCCUCAGCCCCUGGGGUGGGACGCUGGGCCUGGAUGCCUUGCGGCCCCACAGGGGCAUGGGAACAGCCCAGGAAGAGGAGCAGGCUCCAUGCUACCAGGCUGAUGUGCUGCAGCCUGAUUGUCCUCCAGAGGAGGCAGGUACCACCAGGGCCAGCCUCCCCAGUGACCCCCAGGACACUCAGGAGUCCAGCGCCCCAGGUGCUGAGGCUGCAGGACCAGGAUCUUGCCCAGCAGAAGGCAGCGGCAUGGGAGCCUGAGCUCAGAAGGAACUCUUAAUGAAAGUUGGGAACUGUUGGACUCUGACUUCCUUCAAAAAAAAAAAAAAGAAAGAAAAAGAAAAAAAAUUUUUAGCUUUGACAAACACAUAAAAGUGGUAAUAAAGAGAGCCCUCCUUUCAGCCCAAAAUGUGAGCCACCUGUGGCAAAAGCCUCCUCUCCCAUUAACAAACCAACAGAAAAAAAUUCUGAGUCCUUUGGCUCAUUUGAUAACAUGUUGUUCUUCUGUCUUGUAAAAUGUGUGCUUGGGGUUACAAGGUGUGUGGGAUUGAGUUCUCUGCUUUGUUUCUUUUUUUAAAAAGAUAUUAUAUGUAAAUGUAAAAAGUUAUUUAUAUAUUUUAAAGAACCUUAACCACCAAUUUUGCUGAAAAAGAAAAAAAAAAAUCACUGCUGCAUUAAGUGAACUGCAUCAUGUGUAGAUACUGUUGUCUCCCUUGAGGGAGCUCAGGCCUUUGAAAAGCUCAGGGCUACACCUGCCUUAGAAAAUGAACCAGAAACUUGAAGUAAAGCUAGUUAAUAUGGGUACAAACUCUGAGGAACAAUGCAAAGUUGCCUCUUUCUUUCUUGUGGCAAAUCCAAAUGUACAAAAUGUCAGGGUUUCUUGGAAGCUGUGCCUCUCCAGCCUAUACAUUUAGACAGGUGAUGGAAAUGGCUAGGACUAGACCAGAAAGUCUGCAGCGUUAGGGACCUGGGUUAAACCAGUGCUGCACAAGCCUCAGCACGACAAAGGACUGUUCUGCCCAGUAUCCUCCCUCUGUCGCUUUGGGUCAUCCCAAACAAGAGAUCACAGUCCUGAUCUUGGCAGAGGCCCAGAUCAUAAGGGCAGUGUUCUUGAGAUUCUUCACAUGAACUGUAACUCCUGAGGCAAUGAAGAGAAAGCGCUGCCUCUGUGUUCUUGACUCUGGAUUCCUUUGGAAAUACAUUUUGGGCUUCCUCUCACUGGCUGCAGAAAUGGUUAGACAGGGAAUAUGGGCGAACACCCAGAAGGAGUGUUGCUUUUGUGGCCUUGGUGUCUGGUGAGGCUGGGGGAGAUUGCUCUGAGUACCCUGCAACACACUACCCUUUGGAGAGGGGCACCCCUGUGCAUGUGCUCUACGGAAGGAGGAGCCAAGCACCUUUGGCUGCUGUUUCCUUGGGCUGCCUUCCUUGGGCUAGGAGUUCAAACCCCAUGGGGAAGGGAUGCCCUGAGCUCCCUCUGAGUGAUACUUUUCCCAUCCCAUUUCCCCACAGAAACCCCACUUCAGGGUUAUUCAGCCCUCUGCCUCAUGGCUGAAAUUGCUCAUCUCACCUGCAAAUGUCUACUAUCUAUCUAAUGCACUAUUAUGUAUUGAUUCUCCAUGAGACAGACUAUCAGGUAGUUUAGACCCAAAGGGUGGGUUUUUGUAUUUUUCCAGCCUUUGUUUUUUUAAGGGGUGGGGAGAGUUUUUAAAACCCAGACCAUUUUUAAAAAGAAGUGUUUCAUUUUUAAAAGGGAGAGACUAUUUAAAACUACUUCAGAUCAGGGAUUGUCAUCCUUUUUGUCCAAUGUAUUCCUUCUUAUUCUUAAUCUCCCCCCGCCCCCACCCCCGCCACUUAGAGGAAAAUAGUCACAUUAGCCCCUUAUGUUCACUAACUCUUCUGAUCACUUUUUUUUCCUUUCAUUUAGUGGAUGGUUGUUGCCAUCUGAAAGAGUGUGGCUCAUUGAGUAUCUAAACGCUCAUUUGAGAAUAGGAACCUUGGGACCUGGCUCCUAUAGGUGGGGAUAGGGAUCACCCUGGGCUGUCAGAAGACUUAUUAACCCCUCUCCAGUCAGGCACUCGGGAAGUCAGCCCAUGGUCCAGACUGGAACAUUUUGAAUAAAAGUCUCACUAUAUCAAAAUACUUUCAAGACCCCAACCUAUUACGAGGAAAUUACUUCUAGCUAGGAUUUGACAGAAAUCCCCACAUCAAGCUAUUGUUGAUCAAGCCAUUUGCCAUUUAGAAACUCAGAAUGGUGAGAAUUAUCCUCCAGCCUCUGGGGUACACUCCUGUGGGGGCUACUCCCCUGGGCUGUGCCCAGCACACCUGUUGAUGAGGGUGUGAGAAGCUCCUAAGCUGUUGACAUGGGAUCAGGGCCGCCUUUAUUUCUGGGGCCAGGAGUAGCAGCUGCUAAGAACAACAGCUUGCAUUACAUGGUUUUAGGGAGGCGGUGGUUCGUGACUUUUAACAUGAACUGCAAAAAGCAGCUUCUCCUGGAAUUCUUUUUGUUUGUGGUUUUGCUUUUUUGUUUUUAAUGCCUUUGAGUGCAUAUUAUCUUCCUUUCCUGAAACCCUACUCCCAGAGCAGCUUUCUUUAGCCCUGGCUAGAAAACCACCCCUGAGUAGCCUUAAGCAGUAAAUAGAUGAGAGAAUUUAGCUGCCAAUGGACUUAUAAAAUGAAUGCACCAGUUUUCAUUUGAAAGAUAGAUAACUAUAGACAACAAAAAGCACAUUUAAUUUUUGUACUUUAUAAAUGGAAGAAAAAAAAUGAACAUUUAAAAAUCAAGCAUCAUCUUUGAAAUUUGAAUUGGCUCAUCAAACAGGAAGGUCACCAGAGUAAAAUAACCAACUAUCUUAUUGCAUCACUCUUUUAAUCAAAUGAACUCUCUUUGACGUUCAAAGGUUCGAAUUACGGUGAUAAGCACCUUUGUGAUGUGUGGUAGUUGUAUAGCCAGGGACACAGAGCAUCUCACUUUCCACUGGGAACCACUCCAUCCCCCAAAUCAGGAUGUGACGGUAGGGCAAGGUCUUGUGCCCUUGUCCUGGGUGUAGGACAGCCAUGUGAACUGAAGAGUUCUAGAACCAGCUGAACAUGGAAGUCUGGGCAUUCUGACCUCCACGGUACCUCUGUGCACACAGUCCCAGUAAGCUGGCUUUAACUUUCCUCUUGCAAGCCCAAGCUACUUCAUGAAGUUCCAUCUCCUGUCCCACUGCUCAGACCCUCUCCUAUAUGCUUCUGGUCUCCACUCAAAGUUCAUGCUUUCAAAAUGAGGUCUAAAAAAUAAUUACUAAUCAAGAGGGUUGUCUUUUCAACAGAGCUGCCUUUUUCUAUUCUUUAUAUAAACGUGUUGGUUUAACAAGGCACUAUUUAAAUUUUUUUUUUUAAUUUCUCCCUUAGCACUUAAAAUAUUUUAUAAAGACUUUGCUGUAAAGAUUUUGUAAUAAAAUGGUGUAAGGGCUCCUUUUCCAACAUUACCAUUUUUUAAAAAAAUGUUUUAAAAGCUAGAAAACAACUUAUGUAUAUUCUGUAUAUGUAUAGCAGCACAUUUCAUUUAUGGAAAUAUGUUCUCAGAAUAUUUAUUUACUAAUAUAUUUAUCUUAAGCCAUGUCCUAUGUUGAGAGUGUGACAUUGUUGGAAUAAUCAUUGAAAAUGACUAACACAAGGCCCUGUAAAUACAUGAUAAUUGCACACAGAUUUUACAUAUUUGCAGACCAAAAAUGAUUUUAAAACAAGUUGUAGUCUUCUAUGGUUUUGUAACAAAUUGUACAAAUGACUGUAAAGAAAAUACAAUUUUAUCAAGUAUGUGUUAUA